AUGGGCCCGCUGCCGAAACUGUCAUACGGUGCGUCGUCCCCCGAAAAGAUUCCGAAGCUUGGAUCCUGGGACUUGCAGGAUGUUGUGUUCGCCGCCCCAGCAAAGUUCAAGGACCUCUGGAUGCUGACAAUGCCGAACUGCUUUGGCAACAAGAAAGCUAAAGUUAUAGACGUCUACUCGGCCCUCGCCAAGCGCCUGAAGGCCCAUGGUCUUCAAUUUGAAGAUGGUCUCAAGUAUGACGAAGAGGGAAAACCUACUGACCACAGCGACCAUAUCUGUAACGAGGGCUCACUCUUCCCGAAAGAAGAGGCCGGCCAUAACUCUGAGGAAAUCGUGAGGAGGUUCCUCAACAAGCAUGUCUCCGGCCCUAACGAUUGCGGCUUCAUCCUCAUCCCAGAAAAGAGCUACGAAACCUAUGCAAUGGUCAAAAGGAUAGCAGACUUUGGCGGUAGAAACGUCCUCUUGGCAGUCGGCUCCAAGUUUCUACAGGCCAAGCCAGACCAGUUCCUGUCGAACCUCGCCCUCAAAGUGAACAUGCGAUUCGGCGGAGAUAACCAUCAUUUCAGUCCGGCGGACUUCAACAAGAUCUUGAGCCUGGAGACAAGAAAGAACACGAUCGUGAUCGGUGCAGAUAUCGCCCACUGCGGUGGUGGUGGUAAGGAAGGAAGCCCAAGUAUCGCUUGUCUUGUCGGCAGCAACGACUCUGCCUUCAUGCCAUGCCCUGGCUCCAUGAGGCUGCAACGCGGCGGCCAAGAGGUAAGUGCAGCCUGUAUAUAA
Molecule: messenger RNA, 777 nt
Organism: Alternaria incomplexa
Lineage: Eukaryota; Fungi; Ascomycota; Dothideomycetes; Pleosporales; Pleosporaceae
Exons: 3
Coding region: 1-777 (258 amino acids)
Molecular function (GO): nucleic acid binding
Source: RefSeq, a predicted model, not a curated record